Messenger RNA from Perca flavescens (yellow perch), 2148 nucleotides. RefSeq names its product BPI fold containing family C, like (gene bpifcl). The coding region runs from base 47 to 1552 and encodes 501 amino acids. Gene Ontology annotation, molecular function: lipid binding. NCBI's taxonomy places the organism in Eukaryota, Metazoa, Chordata, Actinopteri, Perciformes, Percidae. The record is from RefSeq and is a predicted model, not a curated record. The transcript is spliced from 16 exons.
UGAAACAGGAAGCUGUAGAAGAAUAAAUGGCAAAGAAACAGUAAAGAUGCUUUUUCGGGAGCUGACAUUCAACUUGGCAAAUACCGUACACUUCAUCCUGCAGUAUUUCAGGGGACCCAGGAAAAUGCUUCCACCCGUGAUAGUAAUGUUCAUGCUCAUCUCUUUUACCUGUGGAGAAAAUCCUGCACUACAAGUGACCCUGACUGACAAAGGACUUCAGUACGGAAAGAAUGUAGGUACAGAAUGGGUUCAGGAGAGGCUGGCGCUUGUCACUCUCCCUGACAUCAAUGGUAAAUUCGGCUACGGCAUCAUGAGCAUCGACUACACACUAACAGGCAUCACCAUAGCAAAGUGUGACUUGCCAGAGCCGUCUGUUCAGUUCUAUCAGGACACCGGAGGAUUCAAGACAUCCAUCUCUGGCCUCAGUGUGGCACUAACUGGCGGGUGGAUGACAAACUUUGGCAUAAUACAUGACGGGGGAUCAUUCAACAUGGCUAUAUUUAAUAUGGAUCUGACCUCUAUAGUGAAGCUGGGGAAAGAUGCUGACGGGCAUCUGUCUGUCACCAGUGUCCACUGUGAUGCUCAUAUUGGAGAUGAGCAGAUACAAUUUCACGGUGGAGCUAGUUGGCUGUUCCAGCAGGUUGUGGAUCUUUUCAAGGGGCAAAUCAAGGGCAAAAUAGAGGGCACAAUCUGCCCUUAUGUGAUGGAAUCCAUUGAAACCUUGGAGUACCACCUACAGGCCAUGAACGUUUCCUUUGAUGUGGAUGAAGCCUUUACUUUUGACCUCUCUCUCACCGGCGCACCCCUCAUUAAUGCAUCAAGUAUGAAUCUGGGUCUUAAGGGAGUGUUGUACGAUAUCGAAACUCACAAAGACCCUCCCUUUGAGGCCCAGCCUUUCACCCUGCCUGAGCAGCCUGGCUACAUGUUUUCAAUGGGCCUGUCUGAAUUCACUCUGAACUCUGCCGCAUAUGGAGUCUACUCAGCUGGAUGGCUUAAGGCCCUAAUCACUGACAGCAUGAUACCUCCACACUUCCCUGUGCACCUAAAUACCAGCUUAAUGGGGCCUUACAUUCCUCAGCUUCCCAAGAUGUUUCCAGGUCUGCUAAUGAAUCUGCAGAUUUAUGCCAGAGAGUUUCCAAUGUUUUCCUUCCAUCCCGGUGUUGUUAAACUGGGCUUACAGGGCGCUGUUAAAGCUUUCGCCAUCCAGCCAAAUGGUACACACACCCCACUGUUCAAACUCAACGUUGACUCAAAAUUCAGCGGUAAAGUGCAGAUUGUUGGUAGAAGACUGAACGGCUCCAUGGCAUUGGAUAAUUAUACACUGACGCUGGCGGGGAGUGAAGUGGGACCUUUUAAGACUGAUACUUUAGAACGCUUCACGCGGGGGGGAAUGAUGAUGGCCUUAUCAAAACUGAACGUGGCCCUGGGCAAAGGUGUUGAUUUACCCAGAAUGAGACACGCACAGCUGGUUAACACAGUUUUGAGUGUGGAAGAGGGAUUUGUAGCUAUCUCUUCAGAUGCUCAGGUGCUGACAGACAGAGGCUUCAACUGACAAAUAUCGAUGCUCUUCAUCUCAGUUAGGAUUCUUAAACUUUAAACAAGUAAACAACCUGGAUUUGUCUACAUCUACAGCCUUCACGUCAAGUCAACAGUGAUUAAGCCUGCAGCUCACUUUUUUGUAUAAAUGCUUAUAAAGUGGUAUUCAGCCUCAAAUCAUUUAGCCUUAAUGUAAAGUUCUAACCUUUUUUUAACACAAUGUACUAACAUUAAAUGUGUUUUUAAAAGUGCAUUCCGACUGUUUUAAUAUAUAAAAAGAGACAUAGCUAAUAAAAGGGUCAAUUUCUUUUAAAUUCCUCUCAUGGGUCAAGGUUUUGUUUGUAGAAAAAUUAAGCAAUUAUGGUAAGUUACAGCAUGCUGUAACAAAUAGGCCAUUGUUCAUACUACCACCAGAGGGGACCACAUUUGAAAUAUACAGAAAUGUGUAGAAAUACAGGGUUAGGAUUCUACUGGACAGUAGUACUGCCUGGGGAAAUAAUUCAAAUGUUAUGCAAUCUUUGACCCCCAGGAAUAAGAAUAUCUUCUUUUAUCUGCAUUUUUCAUUUAAGAACCAAUUUAGUGGUAUUGUGAAAUAAAUGAAACAUGAAUUUG